UGCAUGAUCGCGCUGGUGAAAUAGGAUGCGCAUGAGCAGCUGGGGGCCCGCCACCUUUUCCUCCUUCUGCGCGGCGACCUCCCGGAGCUGACUGAGCCGUGGUUGAGGCGUUUGGUGUCCCUGGGGCAGCGGUGUGUUCGGCGCGUUCUCACUUUCGGAGGCGACGACGAACCUGCUGCAGUGGCACCUGUCCUUACUUGAUUGGAGUGCGACGCGUGCUGUCCAAAACGCAAUGGGGAAAAUGUAUUGGCCAACCAUAAACUUGCAGCUCGCAGAGUCCACGCUACCUCGACGGCGGCGGCAAUAUCAGAUAAAGAACUAAAACAGAAGAAGUGCCCGUUUAGUGGCCGUGAGUUUGCGUGGAAAAUACGCUGGCCAGUUGCAUCCUCCUGAAAUGAUGCCCUACGCGUUCAGACGACGCUGCGGCUCAAGCUCCACAGGAGGAGCUUCUCGCGGCGGCAAAAGCGGGCGCCGAUGUUCCAGCCGAUCGGGGAGGCGCAGGCAGUGCCGGCAGGAGGCCAGAAGCGGGCGGCAGCCGCGGCAGGGGACGGGGUCGAGGCAAAGGGCGAGGCCAGCGACAUCGCUGGACCGCUGGGCAAGGCGCUGGCGAGGCUGGUACUGCAGCACGAGGACAUGGCGAGGUCGCCCCACCGCGAAGACAGCUUCGUCAUCCCGCUGAAGUCGCACAGCAAGUUGGAGGCGGCGCUGGACCAGGCCUUGACGCACUACGAGGACGAGGGCCGCGAGGCGAAGGAGAAGGCUCAGGAAAUGAGCCGAGACUAUAUGGGCAACCCGUAGGGGAAGAGGCCCCGGUCGUCUUCCGCAUCGCGGAGGCGGUGGAAGCCACGACGGCGCGGGCAACGGCGGCGGCGGAGCAGGACAUGGAACCGAUGGGGGCCAAGCAGGCGAUCGAGGUGGUUCUCCGCAUGGGCAAGGUGGUGCAGGACCCCCCGGUGAAGUUCGUGGCCACUCGGUGCUUCCGUGUGAAGGCCAGCAAAGACGGCGAGGAAGAGGGCGAGGCUGCGUGUCCAGGAAAGGUGAAGUGGAUCUUCGCCGUCAAAGGGGGGCAAGUCGAGGGCUGCGGUGAGGGGACAAAGAAUCAGAAGAGGAAGUGAUCGGUGCGCCUUUAGCUUCGUCCUCCCUCCCUCCCCUGAAACCCCCGUCUUUUCGGGCCCUUCGAGCUUCUCCCUCAGCCCCAGCUAGUCAGCAGACGAGGCUAGAGCAUUACUUCAAUUUUUGGGCCUCGGCUGGUCGAGGCCAGUGUUGGGCCGCGCUAGUGCGGGGGCCUUGCUCUUCUCUCCACCAGAGCAGGGGGAGUGCCGCCCCUGCAUGUGACACCCCUGCAGAGGUGGGGGUGCGCGGGAAAGGGGCUGAGGCCCAGCUGCCUCGUCGCCUCCGCGCCCGCCCCCCCUUAGGGCACCGACCGACUUCGGGCGCGGUUUGCUGGUAGUUUUGUCGCCCCCGCUCAGAUCCCGAGGGAACGGGAGCGGCG
Messenger RNA from Prorocentrum cordatum, 1492 nucleotides. Lineage: Eukaryota; Dinophyceae; Prorocentrales; Prorocentraceae. The record is from the annotation of a GenBank genome assembly.